GCAGACCCACAGCUAUAUAUUUAGCACAGUUUUGUCCCAGCUGCAUGCCGGUUGUACAGUGUGGUUACUGAUAGCAACAGGCUGCGACUACCGCGUGACAUGCACCCCUUUCUGUUUCGACAGAUAUUACUUCCUGGUCGUAUUGACUCGGGGCUCACCACACACAAUAGACAGCUGCUGGGCGAUUCCUCUCACAUCAAACAGGGGCUGUGUACUCGCGGGCAGAUGACCACGGAGUAGGCUGACCACUGUGUCGGAUUAACGAGACUGAUUAAUGAGUGACUUCGGUAAUUCGUUGCAAAUUAGGUGUGUCGGAGUCGGAGUGCGAGACUGUCGGAAUAACGGGUCAAGAUGGGACUGAUCGGCUCGGUUCCCGACAGUCGUGGCGGAUAAACCCGAUUGUCGGAUUAACGUGACUUGAAUAACUGACGACAACUGUAAAGUCAGGGUGCAGUGAUAAACUAUGGCUGGCUGAACAAUUGGGAGUGUGUGUCAAAGAGAGUAGAACUAGCCACUGACCGAAGACAACUUUGAACAAUGGACUCUUCAGGUGACACAAAUAGGGAAGAGAGACCUGAACCCCUGACAUGAUCCACGACUGAAGAGAGACAUAAUGAGGAUGAUCCUGCCGAUGAGCACCAUGGACAGAACAACAGAUAACCUGACUGGUGAAAGUGAUACCAUGGACAGAACAACAGAUAACCUGACUGUUGAAAGUGAUACCAUGGACAGAACAACAGACAACCUGACUGGUGAAAGUGAUACCAUGGACAGAACAACAGACAACCUGACUGGUGAAAGUGAUACCAUGGACAGAACAACAGAUACCCUGACUGGUGAAAGUGAUACCAUGGACAGAACAACAGAUAACCUGACUGGUGAAAGUGAUACCAUGGACAGAAUAUCAGACAACCUGACUGGUGAAAGUGAUACCAUGGACAGAACAUCAGAUAACCUGACUGGUGAAAGUGAUACCAUGGACAGAACAACAGAUAACCUGACUGGUGAAAGUGAUACCAUGGACAGAACAACAGAUAACCUGACUGGUGAAAGUGAUACCAUGGACAGAACAACAGAUAACUUGACUGGUGAAAGUGAUACCAUGGACAGAACAACAGAUAACCUUAAUGGUGAAAGUGAUACCAUGGACAGAACAACAGACAACCUGACUGGUGAAAGUGAUACCAUGGACAGAACAAGAGAUAACCUGACUGGUGAAAGUGAUACCAUGGACAGAACAACAGACAACCUGACUGGUGAAAGUGAUACCAUGGACAGAACAACAGAUAACCUGCAUGGUGAAAGUGAUACUAUGGACAGAACAACAGACAGCCUGACUGGUGAAAGUGAUACCAUGGACAGAACAACAGACAACCUGACUUGUGAAAGUGAUACCAUGGACAGAACAACAGAUAACCUGACUGGUGAAAGUGAUACCAUGGACAGAACAACAGACAGCCUGACUGGUGAAAGUGAUACCAUGGACAGAACAACAGACAGCCUGACUGGUAAAAGUGAUACCAUGGACAGAACAACAGAUAACCUGACUGGUGAAAGUGAUACCAUGGACAGAACAACAGACAGCCUGACUGGUGAAAGUGAUACCAUGGACAGGUCAACAGACAACCUGACUGGUAAAAGUGAUACCAUGGACAGAACAUCAGACAACCUGCAUGGUGAAAGUGAUACCAUGGACAGAACAACAGAUAACCUGACUGGUGAAAGUGAUACCAUGGACAGAACAACAGAUAACCUGACUGGUGAAAGUGAUAACCUGGACAGAACAACAGACAACCUGACUGGUGAAAGUGAUACCAUGGACAGAACAACAGAUACCCUGACUGGUGGAACUGAUCCUAUGGACAGAACAUCAGACAGCCUGACUGGUAAAAGUGAUACCAUGGACAGAACAACAGACAACCUGCAUGGUGAAAGUGAUACUAUUGACAGAACAUCAGAUAACCUGCAUGGUGAAAGUGAUACCAUGGACAGAAAAAAAGAUAACCUGACUGGUGAAAGUGAUACCAUGGACAGAACAACAGACAACCUGACUGGUGAAAGUGAUACCAUGGACAGAACAACAGAUAACCUGACUGGUGAAAGUGAUACCAUGGACAGAACAACAGAUAACCUGACUGGUGAAAGUGAUACCAUGGACAGAACAACAGAUAACGUGACUGGUGAAAGUGAUACCAUGGACAGAACAACAGAUAACUUGCAUGGUGAAAGUGAUACCAUGGACAGAAUAUCAGACAACCUGACUGGUGAAAGUGAUAACCUGGACAGAGGAGUGGUAAACCUUGCCGAGAUCGAGAGAAGAGGUCACACUGUCCAUAGUGCCAAUCUGUCUUCUGACGAUCAAGCCUCUCCCCGCCAAGCAGUCAUUGAAAUUGGAGAAAAUAGUUUGACCGUUAUUGACCCUGGGUCUUCUGGUUUAACGGUCAUAGAACCAAAUCAACAGCCCAGAGAACGAUGUCUCACCAAUACCAAUCUUCCAAUAUCAAACACGUUAGCAAACUCACAGGUGCCGUCUCUCCAUGCUUCAAGGAAACAUGUUCCAGGUUUUCAGACAUCACAUAUCACUAAAACAAAGGAGGGAGCUUCACUGACGACUGCAGGCCUUUCAUUCAUAAAAGCUCCAUCAUCUAGCCAAACAACACACGAGAAAAAACCGAGGCGUCAGCCUGUGCCAUCAGAAAAUCAGGGAGCAAUAGAUCAACGUUUUAUGAACAUCUGUGAAACAACACAGGCAAUGAUAGGACAGCAUGACACAGUGUAUGUAUCAACGUAUGGCGAGAGGAUGGCCUUAAAACAUCUACAGCAGCGUGGUGCCAUAUUUAUGAAAGGACGACCUGGCUCUGGGAAAUCUAGAUUAGGGUUAAAACUUCUUGCUGACGUCUCAAGGCUAACAGACAGGAAACCCGUAGUGUUGACAUCGGCAGAACAGUGGAGAGAUAUCCCUCAGAAACAAAAUGAUGAAGAAUCUGGAAAACCAGCGAAUAGGUAUGUUGUCAUGAUAGAUGACAUUUUCGGAUCAACGAAUUUUGUUGAGUCUCGCUUUGAUGAAUGGACUGGAGUGUUUGAUGUCAUGCAUCCUUCUGUUGAAUCUGGCCAUGUAAUGCUGGUUCUUGCAUCUCGGCCAGACAUUAGUGACCAAUGUCAGGCCCGACUGAACAAAUACAAACUCACUCGUCAUAUGUUCUAUCUUACCUUAGAUGAAGAUGAGUUGACACUCCGACCUAGGGAAAAGAUGAUGUUGCUGAAAAGCAUUUGUGAAACAAAAGUGAAGUUUACUAAACAUGAGAUAAAUGAAAUAGUACAGUUAAAGACAACACUUGGAUUCCCUCAAUGUUGUCGAUAUUUCGCAGGAAGUAAGGAAGCCCAGGCUCAAAGGGUCAGAUUCUUCCAAAAACCAAACGAAUAUGUGCUGGAGGAAGUACGCUGCUUGCAAGAAAGUGAUGGGCUUGGCUAUCUUGUUCUAUUGAUUGUGUUGUUUGGCAAAGGAUAUCUUGAUACCAAGAAUCUUCAACCUCACAAAAGUCCACAAGAGAUUAAAAAAAUGUUAGAUGACUUGACAAAGUUAUGCUCAAAGAUUCCUAACAAUCGAAGUCUGUAUGAGAUCAAACAGAAGGCUGAUUCACUUUGUGGUUCAUACCUUUGGCACACUGAAAAGGGAUAUGUUUUCCAGCACCAGUCAAUAUUCGACGCAGUUUUCAUAAACAUAUCACAAGUGUAUCCUGACAUUUACAUUCAUUUGUGUCCCGCUAACAUAUUUGUAGAAUUUGUCAGAACAUCAGAAAGGGAGAGUGAGAAUAGAAGAAACCUAGUGCUCUUGAAUGAGGACCAUUAUGAAGCAUUUGCCGAUCGAAUAAUUCAAUUGAUGGUCAGUGAAGAAGCGGUCACCAUUUUGAAACACCCAUCUCUUCAUAAUGAAACAUUUGUAAAUCACGUAGUAGAUAGAUGGUUUUCACAACAAAAUGUUGGGGAUAUAGUUUCUCAUAAAUUUGAAAAGUCAAGGGAAGUGAUCAAAUUUGCAUCUCAUUAUCUUUACACACAGAAUUUAGAAGUCAAAACGUUGUUGGAGCUUUUCGUUCUUAACAAACAUUCUUUCAUGCUCUCCACCCUAUUAGAAAAGUGCCGCCUUUCCACCGAUGUGUUGCAGGAUUGUUUGCCCUGUGCUAUCUAUGUAGGGAGCAACCUACUCAUAGAGACACUUUUAGCCCAAGGAGUUAAACCAAAUGGGAGCUGCUUCAGCGCCCUUUGUGUUUCAAGAGGCAUCGACACAAACACCACUGAAAGACUGUUUACCAACAUUUGGGAUGACGUUGAAAAGAUACAAGCACAGUGGGCCAAGGCUAACGCGGGUCUUGUGCAUAUGUUCAACUGGACACCAUUUUCAUUGGCAGUACUAAAUGGGAACUAUACCGUUGUGAAACUGCUAACAGAUAAACUGAAGCACGAGAGAAAAAACAACAUCAUAUUUGAAGAUUCUUUAAAAGCUUUAUUGUGUGAGCUGCAGACAACAAACCCUUAUCCUGUGUUCAAACCAUACGACAUGGACAACUUGACAAAGAUAAUGAAGCUUCUACUGAACGAUUAUCAUGCCAACGAUACUGGUUAUCUGUGCUGGUUAGCAUCGGCACACUCUGAUGCAUCAGCUCUGAAGCUGAUUCUUGAAUUCAUCAAGACUGUUAAAGUUGCAUUGAAUACCUCACGUAUUACACAGUGCAUACAACCAGAUUAUGGAGGUCCAUUUGAUCAGGCUGCAGCAUAUGGUGGGGCAGAUUGUUUGGAAUCACUGUUAGAACUUAACAGAGAUCCAUUCAUAAAUCCAAGUAAGGAAAGGAAUGGGUCCUUGCUUCACAUUUCAGCCAAACAUGGAAACAAAAAGUGUGUUGAGAUGUUGCUGAAGUUGGGUCAUCCUGUUAUGUCCAAGGACAGCAUUGACCUCCAGUACUUUCUGUCAGGACUUCUACCCUCAGUUCAGAAAUUGCUUCCUUCGUAUGUUGGAUGCAAGGAGACGUUACUUCAUGCUGCUUGCAGACAUGCUGACGUGGAUAUGGUCCAAUUUAUAUGUGAAAUUGGAGCCAGCGUUGAUGCAGUUGACACGGAUGGGGAAACAGUUGCACAUGCAGCCGCAGCAUCACACACUGGUGGAGUAGAAAAACUUCAAUAUCUGUUUAAUGUGAAACAUGCUCCUCUUCAUAAAACAGACAAUGAAGGAAGAACAGCUCUGUUUCCAGCUGUUAUAUCAGCAGUAGAGACAGGCGAUCUGGAGCUUGUUACGUUUCUUAUAGACCAAGGACUAAGUGUUAACUGCAAGGAUAACUCCAACAGAAAUUUGGCGAUGCAAUCUGCUGCACUUACAGGUGUAAGGCAUAAGUACCUCUCAGAAACUGUAACACAUCUUUUGAAUGCACAUCUUGAUAUCAAUCUGCAAGAUCUUGAAGGUCGAACAGCGCUUCACUUUGCUACAAGACAUACAAAUAUCGACUGUGUUUUGGUACUGCUUCAAAAAGGUGUUGCAUUAAAUAUAAAAGAUAAACAAGGUAUGACAGCACUCCACUAUGCUGCAAAAGAAGUCAAUUCAAGGGACGAGAAGAUGGUCCUUGGAAUUAUGAAGCUGCUUCUAAAACAGGAAACUGAACAGGAAACUGGUAUUGAAGCACAAGAUAUUUUGGGGAUGACACCACUUCACCAUGCUGUUAAGUCACGGAAAAUUGAUAGAGUAAUGUUGUUACUGCAACAGAAGGUGAAUCUCAAUUUACAAGAAACCAAUGGGAAAACCGCCCUCCAUUUUGCAGCAACGUUUCAAUCGUGGCCAAUUGCUUCACGCCUCUUAGAUGCAGGGUGUGAUGCCAAUAUGCGAGAUCUUGGGGGCAAAACAGCAUUACAUUAUGCUUCAAAUAAUGACUGCAUCUUCAAUAUUCUUCUUCUCCUCGAGAAAGACGUCGAUAUACACGUUCAAGAUAACAAAGGACAGACAGCUCUUCACAUUGCUGUAGAACAUGAAAGGGAAAAAUUUGUUGAAUUGCUUUUAGAGGAAGGCAUAGAUCCCAUGAUUCAAGAUAAUGACGGAAUGACUGUGCUUCAUAAGGCGGUUACUAUGUCGAACACCAGCAAGAAUAAUAGCAUUGUGAAACUACUGCUUGCAAAUGGCGACUCUCAAGGUGUACAAGGACAAAAUGAGAACACAAAUAAAGGCAAUUACUCAAGAACGGUUGAUAAUAAAGGGAGGACAGCCCUCCACUGUGCUGCAAUUCGUGUGAAUAAAGAUUAUGUAGGAAUGCUCCUAAAUAGAGGCGUGGACCCAAAUAUACAAGACCAACACGGCAUGACAACACUUGCAUUUGCUACAGAACGUUCAUCAGUCCAGAGCAUUAAGUUACUCUUCGAUAAAGGGGCAGAUCCUAACUUACGUGACAGUGAGGGCCGUACAUUGUGGUUCUAUGCACGGUCAAUAGAUGUAUGGGAACUACUGAUGGAACAAGGAGUUGAUCCAACUGUAACAGAUGGACAAGGGAGGACAAUACUUCACUAUGCAGCACGUUUAUGUGGUGCGGACGCAAUUAAACUGGCGUUACAAAUAGAUAUCGAUCACACGUUGAAAGACGACACAGGUAGAACAGCCCUUCACUAUGCUGCUGAGACAGGAUCUGAAGAGACAGUUCAACUUCUCUUGGAGAAAGGUGUUGAUCCAAGCAUCAAAGACAAAACAGGGAGUGUGGCUCUCCAUUAUGCUGCAAGGAGAGAUUCCAGUGGGGGUGUAAAACUGCUGUUAGAAAAAGGUGAUAACAUAGCUGUGAAAGACAACACUGGCAGAACGGCUCUUCACUAUGCUGCACAGGAAGGAAUAACUGACAGUGUUAGGUUACUCUUAGAGAAAGGAUUUGACCAAAACGAACGAGAUAGUCAGGGAAAGGUGGCACUUCAUUAUGCUGCAGGGGGAUUCGGGGAGGGCGUUUUGAAACUGUUGAUCGAUAAAGGGACCAACCCAAGUGUAGAGGACCAAAGUGGCAGGACAGCCCUUCACUAUGCGGCAAUGGAACGAAGAGAUGACAGUGUUAUGGCUCUUUUAUUGACAGUUGUUGACCCAAACAAACAAGAUGAGCAGGGGAAAACAGCCCUUCACUAUGCUGCAAUGUACGGAACAGCUGACAGUGUUAAGGCUCUUUUACUGAAUGGUGUUGACCCAAAUGCUCAAGAUGAAGCAGGGCAGGUGGCACUCCAUCAUGCUGCAAGGAGAUAUUCCAGUGGUAGUUUAAAAUUGCUGUUAGAUAAGGAUGUUAACCUGACUGUAAAAGACAACACUGGCAGGACAGCUCUUCACUGUGCUGCACAGGAAGGGCUAUUUGACAGUGUUAGGUUGCUCUUAGAGAAAGGCUUCGACCCAAACGAACGUGAUAAUCAGGGAAAGGUUGCACUUCAUUAUGCUGCACAGUCAUCUGACAAUCUGAGACUUUUCAUCGAUAAAGUGCCCAAUCCCAGUGUAGAGGACAAUAGUGGCAGGACAGCCGUUCACUAUGCUGCAAUGAAAGGGUUGGCUGCAAAUGUUCUGCAUCUUUUACUGAAAGGUAUUGACCCAAACAAACAAGAUGAUCAGGGGAAAACAGCCCUUCACUACGCAGCAGGGCCAGGAUCUCACUUAAUGUGCAGAGCGACUGUCCACAUACUCUUACAACGUGGCAGUGAAGUCAAUAUCAGAGAUACGAGGGGCAUGACAGCCCUCCAUCAUGCUGCAGAGGCUGGCAAACAGGAUAUCAUGGCACUGCUUAUCGAUAAUGGUGCUACUAUUGGUAUGCAAGAUCAACAGGGAAUGACCGCCCUCCACUAUGCAGCAGAACGAGAUAAUAUCCAGUGUUUCGAGCUUCUGCAGAAAGGCAUUGACACUAGCAUUCAAGAAAAUGAGGGUAGGAAACCUUUUUUUAGGGUUGGAGAUGAACUGGAAGAAUAUUUAAUUAAAUUGCUUACCAAAUUGAAACAAGACAUUUCCAGCACGCCACAGUGAUAAAUGUAAAUCCAUCUGUGACAAGAAGCAAGUACUAUCACAUCAAUCACUCAAAGUGUUAAAAUCUUCCUCGGAGAGACAUGAACCCAUGUCUGUGCUGUAGAUGAGGACUGUGGCAGACAGACAGACGGACACAUGCAGACGGAAACAUUACCAUCCAAAACGAGUUCCUGUCUGAUGAACUAUUUCAGCGUAACAUAUAAAUCCUAGUCAUAAGCUACAGGUACAUAAUCUGAUGCAAGUAAUUGUUUGUUAUUAAUAUAUGACAACAGUCUAGGUGUAGAUCGUUUCAAAUUGUACGAUUGAUAGUGUUUAUAACAUACGUGAUAUUUGCCAACAGAAAUGUGUGUGUGUGUGUGUGUGUGUGUGUGUGUGUGUGUGUGUGUGUGUGUGUGUGUGUGUGUUCAUUUAUUAAUUUUUUGAAGUUGUCAUUCUAUGUUAAGAUAACUAGGGUGUAUCUACUCAAUGAGCACAACUGAUUAUUUAUGAACAAAUUCUACUGUCUAAAUGUAUAUGAUUGUAAAGCAUAAAUAGCACUUGUGAGUGAAUGUUGGUGUUUAUUCGGUGUGUCACUUUUAUCGUGGUGUGGUGGAUUAAUGUUGGAGAAAGCAGGUGAUGCAAGUAUUGGCAGUUAACCUAUUUUCAGAGCACAAGAAUGGCACUGACGUUAAAGUCAGGGCGAAUCUUGAUUCAAAACUGAAAUAUAUUGUCAGCGGUGGAUAAAUUCUACUUUAUACAUAUCAUCUGGCAAUGUUACAUACAGUUUGUUGUUUACAACUAAUGUAAAUCAGAAUUACUUCAUAGGUACAUGUACUCCAUUGUUGCACUGUCAUCUUAGUAGCUAUGUCCAUAGUAUACAUGAUGAUUAGGACCCGUGAAGAUCCGGGGUAGAAUAGGUCUUCAGCAACCCAUGCUUGCCAUAAAAUGGUGACUAUGCUUGUCGUAGGAGGCGACUAACGUGAUCGGGUGGUCAGGCUCGCUGACUUGGUUGAUGCAUGUCAUCGAGCCCAAUUGCGCGGAUCGAUGCUCGAUAUAUCAAUCACUGGAUUGUCUGGUCCAGACUCGAUUAUUUACAGACCGUCGUAUAGCUGUUCACGAGUUGGCAAGAACCGUUUAUAUUGUUCUGCAUGGUACGGAUGGAAAAAUACAUAUAAAAUAUAUUCAAACAUU
Molecule: messenger RNA, 9178 nt
Organism: Haliotis rufescens (red abalone)
Lineage: Eukaryota; Metazoa; Mollusca; Gastropoda; Lepetellida; Haliotidae
Exons: 5
Coding region: 614-8008 (2464 amino acids)
Molecular function (GO): protein binding
Source: RefSeq, a predicted model, not a curated record